GAUAGAUAGAUACAGACACGUGUAUCUAUAUGUGCAUGAACAAAGCCGCAGAGUCCCAUUCCGAUUAAAGCGCCCUCUCUUAUUGGCCCCUUCCGCGCUUUUCUUCACAUGAUUCCUCUCCGUUUUUGCUUCGAUCCUCGAUUGCAGCCCUAAAUCUUCCCCCAAUUUCGCUUUUUCUUUUUGUUUGAUUCGAUUCCGCAGAGCCGCAGUACUAUACAUAGCCGUGUUCGCUCGUCGUCUCCAAAUCCUCUCUGAUCGGAGGAUUCUGAAUUCCGGCGGAAAACAGGGCGGAUUUUUGACAGGGAUUGGAAAAAAUGCAAGCGGUUUUGCAGACGAAGGGGAUUUUUUCCCUACCUUCAAACCCUAGGACUCGAGGUUUUAUCGCUCGGCCGGCGAGCGAUCUACGGUACAGAUUCAAUCCUCCGGUGAAAUCGACGGCUGUGAGGGCGUCAAAUUUGUUUCCGAACGUAUCGCUGAAACCAAAACCCCUAGGGUUUGCGGCAAAGCCUAAUUUAAUUCGUUCAAACGUUAGAGAUCGUUAUCCAAUUGUAAGAGCUGAGGCUGCAGCAGGUGCGGAUGGACAGCCUCUGUUUGAGGAGAAAGAAGAGCCUAAAAUCUUCGGAAUUGAAUCGGUGACUCUGAAGAAGAUUAUUCCUCUCGGGUUGAUGUUUUUCUGCAUUCUUUUUAACUAUACGAUUCUUAGGGAUACGAAGGACGUUUUGGUGGUGACAGCCAAGGGUUCGAGUGCUGAAAUCAUACCUUUUCUGAAGACAUGGGUGAAUUUGCCGAUGGCUGUGGGGUUUAUGAUUCUGUACACAAAAUUGGCUAAUGUUUUGUCGAAGGAGGCUCUUUUUUACUCUGUGAUUCUUCCGUUUAUAGCCUUUUUUGGGGCGUUUGGAUUUGUUUUGUAUCCUCUCAGCGAGUAUUUCCACCCCACAGCUCUUGCUGAUAAGCUUCUCAAUGUUUUGGGGCCGAGGUUUCUCGGGCCUCUGGCGAUUAUGAGGAUUUGGAGCUUCUGCUUGUUCUAUGUGAUGGCUGAGCUUUGGGGGAGUGUGGUUAUUUCAGUUCUGUUUUGGGGAUUCGCUAAUCAGAUUACCACAGUCGAUGAAGCGAAGAAAUUCUACCCGCUAUUUGGCCUCGGAGCGAAUGUUGCGCUUGUAUUCUCCGGUCGAACUGUGAAAUACUUUUCUCAAUUGAGACAAAACCUCGGCCCAGGCGUCGACGGGUGGGCUGUCUCCCUAAAGGGAAUGAUGAGCAUCGUCGUCGCAAUGGGGUUUGCAAUUUGUUUCUUCUACUGGUGGGUGAAUCACAACGUUCCUCUCCCUGCCCGAAGUCUAAAGAAGAAGGAAAAGCCGAAAAUGGGAACAAUGGAGAGCUUGAAGUUCUUGGUGUCGUCAAGGUACAUUCGCGAUCUUGCCACUUUAGUCGUAGCAUACGGCAUCAGCAUCAACCUCGUUGAAGUAACGUGGAAAUCGAAGCUAAAAGCUCAGUUCCCUACGCCGAACGAAUACUCGUCGUUUAUGGGCGACUUCUCGACCGCCACCGGAGUCGCGACUUUCACGAUGAUGCUGUUGAGCCAAUGGAUAUUCAACAAAUACGGUUGGGGGGUCGCCGCGAAAAUCACCCCGACCGUCUUACUUUUAACGGGGGUCGGAUUCUUCUCCCUCAUUCUGUUUGGCGAUCCUCUUGCCCCGGCUCUCGCGAAAUUCGGGAUAACGCCGCUUCUUGCGGCGGUGUACGUCGGAGCGAUGCAGAAUAUCUUCAGCAAGAGUGCGAAGUACAGCUUGUUCGACCCGUGCAAGGAGAUGGCGUACAUUCCGUUGGAUGAGGAGACUAAGGUUAAAGGGAAAGCGGCGAUCGACGUCGUCUGCAACCCGCUCGGAAAGUCGGGAGGCGCGCUGAUCCAGCAGUUUAUGAUUUUAACUUUCGGGUCUCUCGCGAAUUCGACUCCGUACUUGGGCGGCAUUCUGCUUGUGAUAGUUCUUGCGUGGUUGGGCGCGGCGAAAUCGUUGGACGGUCAGUUCACCGCGUUGAGGCGAGAGGAGGAGCUCGAAAAGGAAAUGGAACGAGUUUCCGUGAAGAUCCCGGUGCUGUCUUCGGACGAAAAGGGCGGCGGAAACGGAAAUGGGUUUGUUUCCGGUGAUUCGGCAGUGAACACCGAUGCCGGCGCGUCGGAGCCGUCAUCCAGCCGGAACACAUGAGGUUGGUAGGGAUUCUUGGUAAGAUUUUAUUUUUUAAUUUAGCCCAAGGAAUAAUUGUCUGAAUUAGGACAGUUAUGUGGCGUUCGUCGUCUUUGGAUUUUGGCUGACCUAAGGUGCUGUUACAACGUAGGUAAACUUAUUUGCUUCA
This is a messenger RNA of Andrographis paniculata, 2349 nucleotides long. Its product is annotated as plastidic ATP/ADP-transporter-like. The record is from RefSeq and is a predicted model, not a curated record. The coding region runs from base 315 to 2201 and encodes 628 amino acids. Lineage: Eukaryota; Viridiplantae; Streptophyta; Magnoliopsida; Lamiales; Acanthaceae. Gene Ontology annotation, molecular function: ATP:ADP antiporter activity. Gene Ontology annotation, cellular component: membrane. The transcript is spliced from 5 exons. Gene Ontology annotation, biological process: nucleotide transport.